GCAGAUACGAAUCCGAAAAACAUGGAUAACACACCGGUAGGACAUGAAUUGUCUAAUGAGCUGCUGCAUGGACAGACAAUCGGUACACCUCCGCAAGCAAUAUCUCCUGCAGCCAUGAUUACACCUGAUCCUGAUCAAUUGUAUUAUCAUGACCCCUCGCUUGCAAUUGUAAUAGUGCCAAACGAAGAGCAACGUUUCGAGAGCCGUGAAGAAGCUUAUGAGUUCUACUGCUACUAUGCUAGACAGGCCGGGUUUGAUGUUCGCAUAACGAAAAAUAAGAAAAUGGUUGGUGAGUUUUCGUGCAACAGGCAAGGUAAAUGCAAUUUCUACAAACCAGGUGAGGAAAGGAAAAAAGAGAAAACCUCAAAGAGGAUAGGAUGCAAGGCGUUUGUAAAGGCAAAAUGGAAUAUUAGAAGUGGAUAUUGGUACUUCGAACGGAUCCGUAUUGAGCACAAUCAUCCAUUAACGUCAUCGGCAAAGUCGGUGCAGUUCAUGAAUGCCCACAAGAACAAAGAUCCGGUAAUCAUGGAUAUGGUUGAUCAGAUGCACCGGUGCAAUGUACCAAACAAUGCUACUGUUAGCAUGUUUUCCGAAAUGUAUGGUGGGAGACAAAAUAUAUCUUUCAUAGAGAUGGACUUGAAAAACAGGAAGGCUGCAGCCGCUAGGGAGGAGAGAAAAAAUGACAUUCCGAAGCUGUUAGAGUUCUUUAGAGAGAUGAAGUCUCAAAAUCCUUAUUUUUACUAUGAGGUUCAAUUGGAUGAAGAUCACGUGAUAAAGAAUGUCUUUUGGAGUCAUGCAAGCCAACGUGCAGAAUACAUGGAUUUUGGAGACGUGGUAACUUUUGACACCACGUAUCGGACUAAUAUCUACUGCAUGCCGCUUGCAAUGUUUGUUGGCUCGAAUCACCAACUACAAAAUGUUAUUUUCGGACAAGCACUACUGCAGAACGAGAAAACUGACACCUUCGAGUGGUUGUUCAAGGCGUUCAAGGAUUGCAUGUCAGCUGGUCCAGAGCUAAAAUGCAUCCUUACCGAUCAGGAUAGCUCUAUGGCAGCAGCUAUACCAAAGGUUUUUCCGAAGACUGUGCACCGGCUAUGCCGUUGGCACAUGCUAAAAAAAUACAAGGAGGAGCUACGGAAAUUGUACAAGGCCCAUUCUGAUUUGAAAGAUAAGCUCCAUACUGUGAUUAACCAUCCACUAACACCUUCAGAGUUUGAGGCUGCCUGGAUUGAGGUGAUUGAUCAGCAUGGCAUACGUGAGAAUGUAGCGAUUGAGGGACUAUGGAAUCAGAGGACGUUGUGGGUGCCAGCUUAUUUCAAAAAUCACUAUUGUGGACGGAUGACAUCGACACAGAGAAGCGAAAGUGUUAAUAACAUGGUGAAAAGAAGUGGAUUUGCGAGCCAUAUGACGAGUGUAAAUAAAUUUGCACGAAAAUUAUUGGAGGUGAUUCAGCACACAAAUCAUACGACAGCAGGAGAAACCCAUUGGUCAAAGGCUGAAGUCAUUAGGGCCACUUUGCAACCGUUCGAUUUUGAACAUUACCAAACAUGGGGGACAUUGGAUCACUGCAGCUUCCGACGUUAUGACAAGGAGCUGGUGGUAUAG
Messenger RNA from Phragmites australis (common reed), 1605 nucleotides. Its product is annotated as protein FAR1-RELATED SEQUENCE 5-like. NCBI's taxonomy places the organism in Eukaryota, Viridiplantae, Streptophyta, Magnoliopsida, Poales, Poaceae. The record is from RefSeq and is a predicted model, not a curated record. The coding region runs from base 22 to 1605 and encodes 527 amino acids. Gene Ontology annotation, biological process: regulation of DNA-templated transcription. The transcript is spliced from 5 exons.